Stegodyphus dumicola is the source of this 634-nucleotide messenger RNA. RefSeq lists its product as uncharacterized. Lineage: Eukaryota; Metazoa; Arthropoda; Arachnida; Araneae; Eresidae. The record is from RefSeq and is a predicted model, not a curated record.
AAAAUUCAGUGAAAUCAUCGACGUGUACUUAUUGUGUUAUCAUACAUCGACGUGAAGAUCCUCUCCCGAACUUAACAAGAACACAAUUACCUAGAAAGAAAAUUUAUAGAUCUUUAUGAUGUUUUCCCUAAUGAAGAUGUUUUUGAUUCUGAUGUUAGUAAUUCUUUGUAAGUCACAAAGGGUGAUAAAACAGAUUUCACGGAUACAUUUCAACAAGACGACUGAUCGUCUCUGUACUUCUAAAUUGACGUGUGCUGUUGUGACAUAUGAUGAGUCAAAUCGAGUCAUUGACGUAAUUAAAGGACGCUGCGAUUGCCCAAAGGGCAAAGAAUGCUCUUUUUUUAGACAAAUUUCAUUCGAAUGUCUGGAUAGAAAUAUCUGCGCGCGUUCCUAUGGUACACAUAACGCUGAGGAAUUUCGCUGCACCUGCGUACGUGCUUAGAAAGAUUGUAUCACCUGCAAUUCGUCUGCUCGGAAGGAAGAGAUCACCACAAGAAUGCACCAUCCUGUUCAAGUCUUAAGAUAUCUUUUCUAUCUUUCAAACUCUUUUUUUAUUAUUAUUAUUGAAUAAUUCUGCGUUAUCUUAGUUUCGAAUAAUGUACGGUUUUAUUUAACUCAAAAAUUGUAAAUUCAA